AUGGUGUCAUUCUUCAUCACACUAUCAGCUCUUCCUGUCUUCUUCUUCUUCCUUCUUUUCAAAUUUAGAAGCUUUCUUUCAAAAACCCUCCACCGUCUACCACCCGGACCUCCCGGGCUCCCUAUAAUCGGAAACCUGCACCAGCUCGAUACAUCCGACCUUGCAGACCACCUAUGGCGUCUCUCAAAACGUUAUGGCCCCUUAAUGUCCCUGCGCCUUGGUUUCAUUCAGACCCUCGUUGUGUCUUCUGCUGACAUGGCUAAAGAAGUUUUGAAAACGAAAGAUUUGGUUUUUUGCACGAGGCCUGUAUUGACAGGUCAGAAAAAGAUGUCGUACAGCAAUAAAGAUGUAGCUUGGUCACCAUACAGUGAGUACUGGAGAGAAAUAAGAAAGAUAUGUAUCAUUCAUUUGUUUUCUUCGAAACAAGUGAACUCGUUUCGUUCGGUUCGUGAAGAAGAAGUUUUCGCCAUGAUUGAUACUAUAAAGACACGAAUUUCAAUCAAAAAAGAAGUGAAUCUGAGUGAGACUAUGAUGAUUCUGACGAGUAAUAUUAUUUCGAGGGUGGCUUUUGGCAAGAGGCCGUAUGUUUAUGAUGACGGACAGCAAGAAGUGAGACGAUUCCAGGAGCUUUUAUUAGAGUGUCAAGCUUUGCUUGUUAACUUUUAUUACAGAGAUUAUUUUCCUCUGAUGGGGUGGCUUGAUAAUCUUAAUGGAAGCAUUCCUAGACUCGAAAAGAAUUUCAAAGAAAUGGAUGAGUAUUAUCAAGAAAUCAUUGAUGAGCAUAUGAAUCGAAACAGACCAAACAAAAUGCAAGAAGAUAUGGUUGAUAUCUUGCUUCGUGUCAAAGAAGACUCAGAUUCCUAUAUCGAUCUCACUUUUGAUAAUAUCAAAGGUGUCCUUAUGAAUAUCAUGUUAGGGGGAACAGAAACAAGUGCCUCGGGAGUGGUGUGGGCGAUGACAUUGCUGAUGAAGAACCCUGAAUGUUUAAAGAAAGUUCAACAAGAAGUGAGGAAUGCAAUCGGGAACAAAGGGAAAGUAGAGGAAUGUGAUCUUUAUAAGCUCAACUAUCUGAAAGCAGUGAUAAAAGAGACGCUUAGAUUGUACCCAGUUGCACCUCUUUUAGUGGCACGUGAAUCGAGAGAAGAAUGCGUUUUAGACGGAUACGAGAUACCAAAGAAGACUCUGGUGUACGUGAACGCUUGGGCAGUGGGGCGAGACCCGAAAUGUUGGGAAAGACCCGAAGAGUUUGAGCCAGAGAGGUUUAUGGGAAGUAGCGUUGAUUACAAAGGAAUGGAUUUUGAGUUGAUUCCAUUUGGGUCUGGUCGGAGAGGAUGUCCGGGGAUGACGAUGGGAGCUGUGACGAUGGAGUUAAGCUCUGUCGAAUCUUGUUUACUCGUUUGACUGGGAGUUACCGGAGGGGACGAAGGAGAUUAAUACUUUGACAACUCCGGGGACUGUUUCGCAUAAGAAGGAUGCGCUUCGAUUGGUGGGUAAAGUUUACGAUCGUGUUCACGGCUGCUGAGUCGGUUAAUUGGGAUGUUUUCCCGGAUAAUAUGUGAUUUUGUUAAUCCAG
This is a messenger RNA of Lactuca virosa, 1573 nucleotides long. Lineage: Eukaryota; Viridiplantae; Streptophyta; Magnoliopsida; Asterales; Asteraceae. The record is from the annotation of a GenBank genome assembly.